Messenger RNA from Saprolegnia diclina VS20, 1842 nucleotides. Its product is annotated as TKL protein kinase. NCBI's taxonomy places the organism in Eukaryota, Oomycota, Saprolegniomycetes, Saprolegniales, Saprolegniaceae. The coding region runs from base 1 to 1809 and encodes 602 amino acids. Gene Ontology annotation, molecular function: ATP binding; protein kinase activity. The transcript has 2 exons. Gene Ontology annotation, biological process: protein phosphorylation. The record is from RefSeq and is a predicted model, not a curated record.
AUGGGCGCCGCGCUGAGCAACGAAAUUUUCCAAGACCCGACCCCACGCAGUGAGACCGAGAUGCUUCGCGUCGAGAACGACUCCUUGCGAAACGAGAUCGACGAGCUCAAGCGUGCGAAUGCCGCCAUGCAUCGCGAGAUGGAGAGCGUCGUGCGGGCGAACGAGACCAAGAUCAACAACCUCACCAACGACUUUAUUGUCGCGUCCGAAAAUGCGCUGGCUGCGGAUGCAGCCAGACGCGAACACGAGAUGCGCCGCCAGCUCGAGCAGCAAAAAGAAGAUCAGCUGCGUCGCAAGCAAGAGCAACUCGAAGCCAAGCGCGAAGCGGACCUGCUAGAGCAGCGCUUGAAGAGCGUCAAGGUCUAUGACGACGCCGGCUUUGUACAAUUGGGUGGCAAGGACGCGCUCAAACGGGAGGCGUAUCCUUUUGCGCUGCUGCGCGUCGGACUCCUCGCGGAUGGCGAACACGUGCUUCGUAUCCAGCUCAAGGAAGGUUACCGCAAGCGCGAAGACUUGGAGCGUUUCCGCAAGUCGAUCGCAAUCAUGCAAGCGCUCAAUGGCGGGGACGGUCGUAUUCUGCAGCUCGUAGGCGCCUGCGAUCUCUUCAGCGCCAACCCGAUCGCGUACGUCGAGUACUUUGUCGGCUGCGACCUGCAGACAUUCUUGAGUGACCCCGCCAAGAAGCUCACGAUGCAGAACACUCUUGCGAUUGCGCUCGAGGUCGGCAAGGCGCUCGUCGAUGUCCACAAGGUCGGCGUCAUGCACCGCGAUCUCUCGUGGAGAAACAUCUACAUUCCGCACCGCGGCGGCGUCAAGGUCUUUGUCGGUCUCAAGGCCAAGACGUCGACGACGGGAUUCGACACCAACGGCGUCACAGAAGCGCGCUGGGGGGCCCCCGAGACACUUCAGGACGGCAAGAUCAAGUACACGGACGCGAUCGACAUCUUCUCGUUCGGCCUUGUCCUCAUCUCGCUCCUCACGCGCGACCUUCCGUUCACCCACGUCUUGAGACGACGCAAUCCAAUCGAUGACGGUCACGUCACAGCGCUUUUGCGAAACCCAAAGACAGCCGAAGAGCUCCUCUCGGGCUACUUCGAGGACAUGUCGGUGCCCAAAGCCUACGCGGAGCUCGUGCAAGACUGCAUCAAGUGGGACGCCGCCCAGCGCCCGACGGCCCCCGAAGUGGUGCGGCGCCUCCUGGAGAUGCAAAACGAGCAAGACGUUCCUCGUCAUCUCCAAGCGCUCGGCUCCGCGAACCUUCCAAUCAUCGGUCUCACGUUGGCGAUCAUCAAGGGCACCAACUUUGCCAUCAACACGAACAUUUUCGAUUUCCAAGGGUACAGCCAGAUGCGCUUCGACGAGGUGGUGAAGACGCCGUGCGUGCCCGAGACCAACAGCGUUUUGCGCUGGGAAUGGCUAACGACGCUCGAGAACGUCCAACCGCUCGCCAAGACCGUCGAGUUCGCCGUCCGCAAGGUCAACAUCAUGUGGGACACAUAUGUUGGCAAAGUCACACUUCGGCUCGACGACCUCUUGAAGCCGGAUAAGCUCUCGUUCGAAGAGCGAACAAGCCUCGCUGCACCCCGCACAGUGGUCCUCAACGUGUACAACCAAGCCAACAUCAUGGGCCAGCUUCACCUCCGAGCGGCGUUCACGGGUCCCAUCGAAGAGUAUCUCAGCAUCAUCCGCGACGAUCGCGCGAAAGUCCUCCUUGCUCGCCAAGGUCGCCACGACUUCAAGAACGAAGGGCUGCAGCAGGAUCACGACGUUGCAACCGCGGCGUUGGCAGCUGUCGCUAGUGCAGCCUAAUGCAGGCCAUGUACUAAAUGCAAAUAUAUAUAU